AUGCAGGAUUCCAAACCAGUAAAGACACCUCUUCCUCCUAGCUGCAGAAUGCCAACAGAUUCAACAGAGAACUUUGACAAUCCCGGUCUAUAUAGAAGAGUUCUUGGAGCUCUUCAAUAUGCCACCGUAACUCGACCCGACAUAGCCUAUUCUAUAAACAAAUUGUGCCAGUUUAUGCACAAACCCCUGGAAUUUCAUUGGAAAUGUGUAAAAAGAUUGCUACUAUACUUGAGUGGUACAAAAGACCAAGGAUUACUUUUUCAAAAAUCACCUAGUCUACCAAUAACUGGGUUUGCAGAUUCAGAUUGGGCAGCAGACAGAACAGAUAUGAGGUCUACAACAGGAUACUGUGUGUAUUUGGGAAAAAAUCUAGUCUCCUGGAUGGCUAAGAAGCAACACACUGUUUCCAGAUCAAGUACAGAAGCAGAAUUUAGGAGCCUAGCUGCCACAGUAUCUGAAAUUACAUGGAUUCAGCCCUUAUUAACAGAAUUGCAUGCAAAACACACCGAACCACCAUUAAUCUGGUGUGACAACUUAGGUGUUGUUCUCCUUACUACAAACCCAGUAGUUUCUAGUGUGCUAUGCCGGGCGUAG
This is a messenger RNA of Cajanus cajan (pigeon pea), 594 nucleotides long. NCBI's taxonomy places the organism in Eukaryota, Viridiplantae, Streptophyta, Magnoliopsida, Fabales, Fabaceae. The record is from RefSeq and is a predicted model, not a curated record.